Eruca vesicaria subsp. sativa (arugula) is the source of this 455-nucleotide messenger RNA. The record is from the annotation of a GenBank genome assembly. Lineage: Eukaryota; Viridiplantae; Streptophyta; Magnoliopsida; Brassicales; Brassicaceae.
AUGGCGAAGCCUUUAGGUACCACCGGCGAGUUUUUCCGGCGAAGAGAUGAAUGGAGGAAGCAUCCGAUGCUAUCGAACCAAAUGAGACACGCUCUUCCCGGCCUUGGCAUCGGCGUCGCCGCCUUCUGCGUCUACCUUGUAGGAGAACAGAUCUACAGCAAAGCUUUGGCUCCUUCCAAAUCGUCUCACCACAACCAGAAACAGCCUGCUCCCUCUCACUAAAGAGCAUCGAUCUUCUACGAUUAGAUGAUCAAAACAUUGGCACGUGAUGAACUCAAGGCUUCUGCUCGGUUGCUAAAGCUUUCUUGAAUUUGUCUUUAAUAAUAUGUUUGUCGUAUUGAACAACAAAGAAUUUGAUUUUCUCUGUUGAAUUUUAAAUCUUGUUGGAUCAAACGCUAUCUUUGUAUACUAUUCACACUAAGUAUGUUUUUUUUCUUAACUAACAUUUGAAGGUC